UGAGAUUAAUUUUCCUUGGCAGCAUUCACAAAUAGAGUAAGCAAAGAAAGAAAAAAGGCAGAAAAAAAAAAAACACCAUACCUUCUGAAAUGCUUAUGCUGCAUACAUGAAAACAGCAUAAUUGCAGAGUAGCAAUAGGAGAUAAGAGUGAAAUGGCAGAAACAGCAGUAUCUUUUGCCUUAGGAGAAGUUUACGAAAUCCUAAAGGACGAAGCAAAGCUGCUAAGAGGCAUCCACAAAGACUUUUCAGACAUCAAAGAUGAACUAGAAAGCAUUCAAGCCUUCCUCAAAGAUGCAGAUAGAAGGGCUGCAGAUGAAGCAAACACCAAUGAUGGAAUAAGAACUUGGGUGAAGCAGGUCAGAGAAGCAUCAUUUCGUAUAGAAGAUGUAAUUGAUGAAUACCUCAGGGUGAUUCAUGUGGUCCAACAUCUUGGAUGUGGGGCUUCAAUUUGCAAGAUUACACACCUGAUCAGCACAUUGAUUUCUCGUCAUCAGAUAGCAACAGAGAUUCAGGACAUUAAAUUGUCACUUUCUGUAAUUAAGGAAAGAAGUGAAAGGUAUAAGUUUCAAGUUUCACAAGAACAACCAUCAAGCAGCAGCACUGGAGGGAUAGAAGGUAGUAGAUGGCAUGAUCCUAGAAUGAGUUCCCUUUUCAUCGAGGAAACUGAAAUUGUAGGAUUUGAAUUGCCAAGAGAUGAAUUGGUUGCUUGGUUGUUGAAGGGCACAGAAGAGCGCACAGUAAUUUCUGUGGUAGGGAUGGGAGGACUUGGAAAAACCACUCUUUGCAAGCACGUCUUUGAUAGUGAAAAUGUAAAAAGUCACUUUGAUUGUCGUGCUUGCAUCACAGUUUCUCAAUCAUACACUGUCAGAGGGUUAUUCAUAGACAUGAUAAAGCAAUUCUGUAGGGAGACAAAAGACCCUCUUCCACAAAUGUUACAUGAAAUGGAUGAGAAGUCAUUAAUUUCUGAAUUGAGGCAAUACUUGGAGCAUAAAAGGUAUUUGAUAUUCUUUGAUGAUGUAUGGCAUGAAGAUUUUUGUGACCAAGUUGAAUUUUCCAUGCCUAAUAACAAUAAAAGAAGCAGGAUCAUAAUCACCACUAGACUGAUGCACGUUGCUGAGUUUUUCAAGAAAUCCUUUCCUGUUCAUGUUCACAGCCUACAACUGUUGCCUCCAGACAAAGCAUGGGAACUCUUUUGCAAGAAGGCAUUUAGAUUUGAGCUAGGUGGGAAAUGUCCAGCAGAGCUUCAAGGUAUGUCAAACAAAAUUGUUAGAAAAUGUAAGGGGCUACCUUUGGCGAUUGUGGCCAUUGGUGGUCUAUUGUCAACAAAAUCUAAAACUGUGUUUGAAUGGCAAAAGGUGAUCCAAAAUCUAAACCUGGAGUUGCAGCGUAACCCCCAUCUAACUAGUUUAACUAAGAUUUUGUCUCUUAGUUAUGAUAACCUGCCUUACCAUUUGAAACCAUGCCUUUUGUAUUUGGGUAUAUAUCCAGAGGACUACUCCAUUAAUCACACAAGUUUAACUCGACAAUGGAUAGCUGAAGGAUUUGUUAAAUCUGAUGGGAGAAGAACUAUAGAGCAGGUUGCAGAUGAGUACUUAUCUGAGUUAAUCUAUAGAAGUCUGAUUCAAGUCUCGAGCAUAGGCUUUGAAGGGAAAGUUAAAAAUUGUCAAGUCCAUGAUUUAUUACAUGAAGUGAUCGUAAGAAAAAUGGAGGACUUGAGUUUUUGCCAUUUUUUGUAUGAAGGUGAUGAUGAAUCAGCCACACUUGGAACAAUUAGACGCCUAUCUAUAGACACUAGUUCCAACAAAGUGUUGAAGAGCACUAACAACGCACACAUUCGUGCUAUUCAUGCUUUUAAAAAAGGAGGACUGCUUGACAUUUUUAUGGGUCUCUUAUCUUCGAAGUCUAGGCCUUUGAAAGUACUCGACCUUGAAGGUACAUUGUUAAGUUAUGUUCCUAGUAAUUUAGGGAAUCUUUUUCACUUAAGGUACCUAAAUCUAAGGAAUACUAAAGUACAGGUUCUUCCUAAAUCUGUUGGGAAGUUAAAGAACCUAGAGACCCUGGAUAUAAGAGAUACGUUGGUUCAUGAGUUUCCAAGUGAAAUAAACAAGCUCAAACAGUUACGACAUCUUCUUGCUUUCCAUCGAAACUAUGAAGCUGAGUAUUCUCUGUUGGGAUUUACAACUGGAGUUGUAAUGAAAAAGGGUAUUAAAAACUUGACUUCCCUACAAAAUCUUUGCUAUGUGGAGGUUGAACAUGCAGGAAUUGAUCUCAUCCAAGAGAUGAGAUUCUUAAGGCAGUUAAGGAAGUUAGGCUUAAGGUGUGUUCGAAGGGAAUAUGGGAAUGCAAUAUGUGCUUCAGUGGAAGAGAUGAAACAACUUGAAUCACUUAAUAUCACUGCAAUAGCUCAAGAUGAAAUCAUUGACUUGAACUCUAUAUCAUCCCUACCCCAACUUCGACGACUUCAUUUGAAAGCAAGACUGGAGAAGAUGCCUAAUUGGAUUUCAACACUUGAGUUUCUUGUUAAAAUAAGGCUGGCUUUAUCCAAUUUGAAAGAUGAUCCGUUGAGAUCGCUAGAAAAGUUGCCAAGUUUGUUGAAGGUUAGUAUUUGGGACAAUGCCUAUGAUGGUCAAAUUUUGCAUUUUCGAAGUGGAGGUUUUCCAAAAUUGAAGGAAUUGUAUCUUGCUCGGUUGAAUAGAGUAAAUUCUAUCCUCAUAGACAAAGGAGCUUUGCUUUCUCUUGAAAAUUUUAAACUUAACAAAAUGCCCCAUCUCAAGGAGGUACCCUCUGGCAUCAAAGCCUUGGAUAACCUCAAAGCUCUUGAUUUCCUUGACAUGCCAACUGAAUUUGUUGAGAGCAUUGAUCCACAAAAUGGACAAAAUUAUUGGAUCAUCAAUCAUGUUCCCCUUGUAUUCAUUCGCCACUGGAUUGGCCCAAAACUCAAUGAUUUUGAAGUCCGCACCAUUCGCUUGUUCUACAGGGAGUGAUAAACAAACUGAUAAUGCUUUGAUGUCUGAAAUGAAAGUUGUGGGAGCUGCUCUUUAAAGCUUGUAAACAUGACUUCUUCAUUUGAAUGGACAUUUUCAUUUUCAAAAUAAAGACAAAAUUAAUUUCUUUAUCAUUAGUGGAUUUGUUGUGAUGAAGGAACCUUCUGUUGCUUCCGAUUAUUUUGCCUGUAUUCUAAACUUUAGUCGGCCUUCUCUUGGCCUUGGAAGGCAAAUAUGAGUUUUUUUAAGCAAAGGUUGUCGAAUUACUCUUUAAAGUUUGUGAUAUAGAUUUGACAACUGCAGUAUCUUUGUUAUUUGACUGGAUUAAUCUGUUGUGUUGCUGGAAUCAACUGGUUCUUACCAAUUA
Glycine soja is the source of this 3351-nucleotide messenger RNA. RefSeq names its product disease resistance protein RPM1-like. The record is from RefSeq and is a predicted model, not a curated record. NCBI's taxonomy places the organism in Eukaryota, Viridiplantae, Streptophyta, Magnoliopsida, Fabales, Fabaceae. The transcript has 2 exons. The coding region runs from base 153 to 2984 and encodes 943 amino acids. Gene Ontology annotation, molecular function: ADP binding. Gene Ontology annotation, biological process: defense response to other organism.